Molecule: messenger RNA, 2084 nt
Organism: Aphanomyces invadans
Lineage: Eukaryota; Oomycota; Saprolegniomycetes; Saprolegniales; Verrucalvaceae
Exons: 1
Coding region: 143-1582 (479 amino acids)
Source: RefSeq, a predicted model, not a curated record
UGCAACGACAGCAAUUUGAAUGCAUUACCGUAGCUAACGGCCAAGGUUCUCCCUAUUCCUACCGAAUAAACACGUCGGUGUCCCGCAGGAUUUUAAUGUUGAGGGCCAAGCUCUUGACUUCCACGAGUUGGUCGUCGAGAAGAUGAAUGUGUCCGCUGUCGCUUUGGCUGAUCACGUGAAAGAUGUCUUUGCCGGUGCCGCCGACAGUGUCGUCCUGCUUUGCCACAGAGACAGUCGACGGGUGGGUAGCCCCCGGUGCACGCGCGUGCUUCUUCUUACUCAGUUCUUUCUCCAGCAGCCCAAAGCACAGUGUUUGGCUCAUCAAAUACCAUUGCAACGUGCUCAGACGGCGCACUUUGCACUGAAUCACCGAGCUGUCGUCCGCUUCGACCGUGAAAUCCGACACGAAUUCGCACGUGACGCACGAAGUGUUGAACAUAACCUGGCGGCCGAGGCUAUUCUUGGCCAAGUAGUGCCAAAAUCGGAACAGGACGAUGUGGUCGACAACAAGAACACCCGCGACAUUGAGCGCAAGGCCAAUACCAGUGGCCGGUGCCGUGCGAAAGUAAAAGCUGCUGAAGUAGUUGAUGUAGCACCCGUUGAUGUUCUCGAAGCUGUGGCGGAUGUCCCAGCGGCUGUCGUUGUUGUACUCGAUGUAGUCUGGCACGUAGAAAAGCAAGAUGGCACUGAUGUACAGCGUCGAGACGCUGCUAAAGUUGAGGUAUUUCAUCACUCGGCUCUGGCCGCAGUACGUUGCAAGGGACAACAGAUGGACGGCCAUCUUGGCGACCUUGACCAUGCCAACGUUGAGCCACAGCAGCCGUGUGCUGAGCGCCAGCAGCUGCAACGACAUGCCGAAGUUAGGGCUCACCACGUUGUAUUGGUUCACUUCCCGGAUGUACUGGAUGGCUUGGUUCAUGUCCAGGACAUUGCUCACGACGAAAAGCAGCACAAAGACGUCGCUGUUGUAGCAGAACAGAUCGAACCGUAUCGCGUGGCUCAAGUGGGGGUAGUACUUGGGAAAGACCAUGUCGACGAGUUUCCCGGCCACUGUUUCAACGUUCUCGGGGACCCGCUCGUGCCAUUGGAUUGUCUUGCGGCCAGCCAAGUAGCCCGCAAGCGCGAUAAAGAUCGCAAUGUACUUGAGGACGGCCCCAAUCGUGCUGUAGAUGCUGCGGCGAAACAUCAAGCCAAGGUAGUGCGUCGAGUUGGGCACGGAGAAGCUCUUGGACACCACAGCAGUUUUGGUUGCAUCGUCAUACUUGACCGUUAUGUUGCAGAUGCCAUGGCUGAGGGCGGUCAGCGGCGUGCACCCCGUGCAGAAGCUCUUGCUGUACACACGAUACCACGGGAUGGCAAAAUUCUGGGACGACGACUUGUUCUUGAUGUCGACGCUCGUGGUCAUCUUCAUGUCCGUUUGCAUCCGUGCCGGGUGGAAGCCCAGCGCGACCAAGUCGGCCAUUUUAGCAUCCUUCGUCGGGAGGUUCUCGGUGAGGUCAUUCGUAAACGCAUGGGUCAAGGAAUUCCCUCGUAUAUACGUAACACCGUCGUCGACGACGGCCAGCUUGACUGGCAUGGCUAGGUCUGGCACCGAGUAGUUGCCGUUGAAUCCUCCGCAAAAGUUGGUCGAGUCCAUGAUGGCAUACGCUCCCGCCGUCAAGAAAUACACGUCGGCACUCACUGUCGCCAGCUCUUCAAUCGACAUCCCGAUCAUCCACUGGCCAACAUUCGAGAGGUUCCCAAACCCACGGCCUUGGCCGAAAAUGUACUCGGUCGACAGCUCGGCCGCGGUCUUCACGUUGGCAACCGGCGUGCGAAAGUGCAGCGCGUUGCCGCAAAAGUCAACGAUGGCCCAGUUGUUGGCGAUCGCAUCGACAAAGACGAGGAAGAGAACGAUCCCGCCGAUGAUGCGCCCGAUGACUGGCGUAACCAAGUUGAACACCAGCGAUGUCUUUUGCUGGACGGACGGCGAGAGCAACGUCGACAACACUUGGUACAUCCCCUUCCGGCGAUCCUUGACGACCACGACGGCAUCUAUCAUGACUGCUAUCCUCACGUCGGCCCGUUCUUGGGUCCGUUUUGAC